Molecule: messenger RNA, 2901 nt
Organism: Penicillium longicatenatum
Lineage: Eukaryota; Fungi; Ascomycota; Eurotiomycetes; Eurotiales; Aspergillaceae
Product: NRPS-like protein biosynthetic cluster
Exons: 2
Coding region: 1-2901 (966 amino acids)
Biological process (GO): biosynthetic process
Molecular function (GO): phosphopantetheine binding
Source: RefSeq, a predicted model, not a curated record
AUGAUGCCCCCCAGCGAACUACGUGGACCUCCCCUUCCAGAUUCGGGUGCGACCCUCCACGAUGUGUUUUAUCAGAAUGUCGCCAAGUACCCCGAUGCUGUGGCUCUCGUCUCUACCCAGCAAGCCCCUACUCUUUACGGAAUCCCGAGUGUGCCCCGCGACAGCGACAAGCGUGAGGCGGACUAUCUACGAUGGACCUACCGGGACCUGGAUCGCGCUGUACAGCGACUCGUCACUGGUUUGCAGAGUCAAGGGCUGAAAAGAGGUGAUCCAUUAGUGAUUUUCAUGCCGAAUACCGCUGAAUACGUUAUUGCUACCUGGGCUGCCUACCAAAUGGACUGCGCCUACGUUCCUAUCAAUCCCAAAGGUCUAUCCAACGCCAGAGAGAUGCGGCAUAUGUUACAGACUGCGAUGAAAGGAUGCAAUUCAGAUCUGAUGGGCAUCAUUGCUGGAACACCUGACAUGUGUGCGCGGAUUGAAGAAUACACGACUGGAAUAAACAGUGCAAAAAUAUUGGUAGAAGGAGAGAUGGAUGGCUGGACACCGUUUAAGGAGUUGAUGGAGAAACCGGCGAAUGUUCAGCAGAAUCUAUGCAGAGAUCAUGUUUUAGGACUUGCCGAUCGGUCGAUCUUCUUCACGAGUGGAACGACAUCUCUCCCGAAAGGUUGUGUUAUGCCUCCUGCGUAUGGGUUCUCGGCUGCCUUGUGCUGGCGCCAAAGCAGUGUUCCUAUGCUGCCUGGGGAUCGCGUAUUAUUCACGUUGCCGAAUAAUCAUGGGUUUGGCUGGCUUUGUAUCAUGUCGGGCUUCCUGAACGGAGCCACAGUUGUGCUGCCGGGUCCAAGGUUCAUUCCAGAGGCCGUAAUUAAGGCUAUCCGGGAGGAACAAGUCAGCCACGCUGGAUUGGUGCCAACCAUGCUGCAUGCUUUGAGCAAUAUGCCACUCGUAUCUGGGAAGCUGAGCUCUCUUCGGCGGAUUGUGAUGGGAGGUUCUCCUCCAACCGAAGAGGUCAUUAAAAUUUGCCUUGACACUCUCGGUGCAUCUGGGGUAGAGAAUCUAUACGGUAUGACGGAGGGCAUUCUUGUCUCCUCUGGAGUGGUAAGCCAAGCCAGCGAUAUUGUCAAAGGCAGAGACGUUUCCAUUGGAACGCCACUUCCUGGCAUGACUGUCCGUAUAUACGCCAAGGAUAGCAAAGCGACGGUUGGGGCUGGAGAUGCUGGCGAGAUCCAUUUCGCAGGUCCAAGUCUAAUUGAUGGAUAUGUUGGAGGAGCUGAUAAUAACUUUUAUAAUGGAGAUGAUGGCCGUCGUUGGUUCCGCUCUGGUGAUAAAGCUUUCAUUGGCACCGACAACCGUCUCUACCUGAUUGGCAGGUACAAAGAUACCAUUAUCCGUGGAGGCGAGAACAUUGAACCAUCAGCUAUUGAAGCGGUUCUGGGCCAAAUUCCCGAUAUCAACGUUCUUCAGCCCCAGGUGGUACGCGCACCUGACAAUAUCGCCGGGGAAGUUCCUAUUGUCGUGGUGAAUCAGGAAGUCGAUGAGUCUACGUCAAAUAACAUCAAAGACGCCGUCUUGGCGCAGAUGGGAGCUCUCUAUGCUCCGGCAGAUGUGAUAUCGAUACAGGCUCUGGGAAGUCAAGAAUACCCCAAGACCAUGGCAGGAAAAGUUCAAAAGACUAAAUUGGAAGAGCUGGUCAGGACAUACUGGGAACAGCAAGUGUCCACAGGCUCAAACGGUCACCGUAUCGAGGGACCUAUUUCAGGCCCUCAAGUUAUGGAAUCAUUGUGCACGGCCAUCGAAAAAGAGAAGGGAAAUCCGAUAGACCUCUCUGUUCGGAUGAUUGAGCUAGGAGUCGAUUCAAUCUCGUCUAUCGCAAUACUCAAGCGCGUUCAGAUGGAAACAGGAGUAUCACUGCCAUCAUCUCUAUUCUUCACCCAGGCAACAGUUGGUGCAAUCUGCCAGCAGAUCAGUUCUGUUUCCGACACCGCAGAAUUUCUUACUUUCAUACCAAUCAUGGAGGACGCACCUACAGACACAUUCUCUGCAGUCUUGCUUCAAGGAACCCCUCGGGCAGGCGUUCCAUCCCUCUUCUGUACUCCUCCAGGCUCUGGAAAUGCUUUCGUGUUCAAGACGCUGCCCAAGUUCGCCAACGACCGUGCAGUCUAUAGCUUUGGCUCUCCAUUCCUCAUGACCAAGUCAGAAUCCACUUGGACGGUAGAGGAUACUGCCGCCAUCUACGCAAAAACCAUUCGCAGCAUUGAUCCCGAGGGGCCCUAUAUCCUAUGCGGCUGGUCAAUGGGAACAGCUACAGCAUAUGAAACGGCAUACCUGCUCCACGAACAAGGCAAGAAGGUUUUGGGAAUAAUCAUGCUUGACUUGGCAUUGGCGCGACCACCUCCCAAUAUCCCGGAGGCAUCUGUCGAGCUGUUUGAAAUGAUGGGCUUAUUCCCUCCGAUUCGUCGUGAAGGCAAGCCUGACGUGGAGAUUCCCGCGUUUCGGAAGAAGCAUCGAGUCGCAGCUUAUUACGCGAAGAAUAGAUAUGUGCCCCGUCCUUUCAAUAUGAACGAUGCAAGCCGACCGCAGAUAUUUGUUAUCUGGGCUGGGCACGGCGACCAUGAUCGCAUGAUAGGCGCGGUUCUCGAAGCCCAGGAUCUAUUGCAGAAAUAUGGACCGGGGACAGACCGGAAGAUCAACCUAGACUGGCUCCAUGUUCCGCGUGAAUCUUUUGAUGCUGGUGGCUGGGAUGAAAUGGUUGGACCAGAAAAGGUUGAGUGGGAUAUUGUUGAAGAUGCAGAUCAUGACACGCUCAUCGAGUCAGAAGAAUUGGUAAUAAUAACCCAGGGUUUGAUGGAAGCGAAAAUAGAUAAAUGGUUGCGAGGGGAGGACAAGGCGAAUGGUUCAGCUUGA